AUCAUCAUCAUCAGAAGAAGAAGAAGAAGAAGAAGAAGAAGAAGAAGAAGAAGAAGAAGAAAAAACAACAAACAAAAGAAAAACAACAACAGCAUUCAUGGUAGAAGUGCUAAACUUUUCUGUGGGAAAAAUGGACAGUGAUCAGCAGUUUAAAGUUCAUGUAUCCAUCCAGAAGGGAUUUUCCUUUCCUCCUCUGCAAAAAUGCAACAGUUGCUGCUUUCCAAGCAAAUUUCAUUGUCCAUUUUGUUUACCAUCUUUUUUCAAACCCUCAAAACGCUCCAGAGCUAGGCUUCAUUUGGACAAUCAUCUAAGGAGAGCCAUUUACUUUGGAGAGUACACAAUCCACAGAUGUGGACUGGGGUGCAGAAAACAGCAGCAUUACCACUGUUUGUACUGCACAGCCACACUGUUAAGGAAACGAGAUUUCACCAAUCAUUUACCAGUCUGCCGCCAGGCCCAACAGCAGAGAGCCCAAAAAUUAUCCCUACUACACACAGCCGUGACAAAGAGAAGAGUCCAAGCCAAAGAAUUGAUUGCUGCAUCGCCGACCCCUGGAGAGAGUGACAUGGAGAGCGACAAUGACAGUGACAACAUAACCAUCAUCCCGGAUUCAGACGACCAAAACAGCCAAGGAGCGAGCAGCAGCCAGUCAGUGACUCCCAUUAUCCCCAAGUCAAAUGAGUGUGACACUGUGGGGAAGAUGAAGAGGAGUACUGAGCCAGGCUCUUCUAAAUGUCACCGAACUGUACAGACAAACUUUGAAAAACCCCAAGACUGCGAUGAAUACUACUUCAUGAGCCUCGUGAAAAUGUUUAAAAAGUUGUCCCCUCAGAAAAAGGCAGAUGUCAGGAUGAAAAUCGAGAGACUCCUAUUUGAAGCUGAGUUUGAGUAGGAAAAAAUUCACACAAACACACACACACACACACACACACACACGUAAACAAAAUGUGCUUUUUGUUUACUGUUUAUUACAUGUUUUAUUGAAUGAAUUAUAGGAAACAGAGUUUCAGUAUCUUGGCUUUAUUCGGAAGUCUUUGUCUUGUUUUUUUUGUGGAUAAACCCUGGAAUAUUUUCCUGACAAUAUCUUUGUCGUAUAGCCUAUUUUAACCUCUACUGCAUCUUCAGUGGAGGUGAAAAACUGGAUUGUUCACAAACUCAGGUGAAGCAUCGUUACUACUCACUCAGCUGAUGAGCACCAAUGCCUUCUGGGCCAAGCAGCGAUUUGCAACAUGACAUAAAAUCUUAAUUUUAUGUUAAUUUAAAAAUAUUUCAUUUAUCAAAAAAAUAUCUUACUACUGGACAUUAGCAUGCAAAGUCCCAGUAGGACCCAAAUUUAUCUGCAAUUUGUCAGCAACAAUCAUUUGUGGAACGCGAUGCUGCCACCAUUUGAGAUUCGCCUGUAAACAGUGCUCACAAAUCGCCUUUGUGAAAAGGGCCCCUGGUUUGUUUAAAUUCUAUAAAUGUCAAAAGUUUCUUAAAGUGUAACUUACUGACUGAGCAACAAGAAACAACAGGAUGAGAAGUUUGGACUGGACUCAAGAAUAACAGUCUACUCUGGAUGAAUAUUCUUCCAUCCAGCAUGCUGCUAACAGCCGCUUUUCUUCUAAUCAGUUUACCUACAACCACAGAAUGAGUUCGGUAUUUCCUUUUAUGGAGCACUAAUGUGUACAAAAACGCCAUCAUGUUGUAGAGUAGUUAUAAACAAAAGAGUUAUAAAUGAAAAUGCUGUGUAUAAAUGGAAAUAGUUGCUCAACACAAAUUGACACAAUAUGUUAAGACCUGUACUUUUGACACAGUAAGACAGAGAGAUGUACUGUGUGGUUAAUAAAGAAUAACCAACGAUCAAUGCAGUGAAGACUGUUCAGCCUACCUCAGACAGAUGCACAGCGGGAGAAAUGGUCUCACGGCUGGACAUUACUAAUACUUGAGCCAGUGCUUCUCAAAUAGACAAAACAAAUCAAGCUGUUGUUUGUCAAACCUGAAAUAUAUUACGAAUUGUUUUUUAUUCAAAUAAAGCUCCUGCAUUGACUGCCCUUCA
Siniperca chuatsi (mandarin fish) is the source of this 2038-nucleotide messenger RNA. RefSeq lists its product as uncharacterized. Gene Ontology annotation, molecular function: DNA binding. The coding region runs from base 98 to 892 and encodes 264 amino acids. Lineage: Eukaryota; Metazoa; Chordata; Actinopteri; Centrarchiformes; Sinipercidae. The record is from RefSeq and is a predicted model, not a curated record. The transcript is spliced from 4 exons.